AUGCAAACUGCCAGAGAGGUGAACUGUCUGGUAGCCAUCCAUUUAGAUUGCCAGCUGAGGAACAUGAAGACCAUCAAGGAGUCUGAGGACCAAUUCCAAACCUUCUUGUUAGAUUUUAGCAGUUCUGCAGUCAAGUCGAACUACAAAAGCACCGAUGAUCCGGACGAUUGGCAUACUUUGGCUCGACAGGUGGAGCUAGACUUGGCAUACAAACCUAGAAGGGUCGAGGAGAAGUGCAAUGGAGGGUUGAGCAAGGAUGACAAGCGCGAGAGUAUGGACGAAGCCUGUUUGGACUGUGAUUCGGGAUUACCGGCUUCUUCUCGUCCUCCCGGUUCUCGACUGCGACCCCCUCCACUUUCUGCAUGA
Messenger RNA from Pseudomassariella vexata, 366 nucleotides. RefSeq lists its product as uncharacterized. The transcript has a single exon. The record is from RefSeq and is a predicted model, not a curated record. Bases 1 to 366 code for a protein of 121 amino acids. NCBI's taxonomy places the organism in Eukaryota, Fungi, Ascomycota, Sordariomycetes, Amphisphaeriales, Pseudomassariaceae.